AUGAGGAGUUCUUGCGUCUUCUCCGGUCUUUCGCACCCGCAGUUGGUGGAAGCGAUAUGCGAACGGCUUGGACAGAAGCCGUCGCAGGUCGUGUCGAAGAAGUUUAGCAAUGGCGAGACUUCCGUCGAGAUCAAGACGUCGGUGCGCGAUCAGGAGAUCUUCAUUGUGCAGAGUGGCAGCAGCGAGUAUGUUCACCUGGACCGAGAAUCGGGGAAGAGUGGCUGA
Messenger RNA from Saxophila tyrrhenica, 225 nucleotides. Its product is annotated as ribose-phosphate pyrophosphokinase 1. The record is from RefSeq and is a predicted model, not a curated record. Gene Ontology annotation, molecular function: magnesium ion binding; ribose phosphate diphosphokinase activity. The transcript is spliced from 2 exons. The coding region runs from base 1 to 225 and encodes 74 amino acids. Gene Ontology annotation, cellular component: ribose phosphate diphosphokinase complex; cytoplasm. Lineage: Eukaryota; Fungi; Ascomycota; Dothideomycetes; Mycosphaerellales; Extremaceae. Gene Ontology annotation, biological process: 5-phosphoribose 1-diphosphate biosynthetic process; purine nucleotide biosynthetic process.